UAUUAUUUAGUGAAUAACUUCCUUAUUCAAACCCCACUUCACUUCCUUUCUUCUUCCAUCAUAGCCAAAUAUUUAUAUCCCUUUUUGCUAUUCCUUUUUAGUCAUCUUUUUCUUCAUUUCUGGUGAAGAAGUUUGGCUUUGAGCGAUUGCUUUUUUGUGGGGUCUCAAACAGUAGGAUUUUUGGAGCAUUUCCAAUUUGAUAGCACUUUCACCGGAAAGGGUUUUAUCCAGUGGUUUGAAGAUGUAUGUGGUGGAGAGCAAAGGAGGGGCUAUUGUUUGCAUGUUAUUGUCUUUGUUCUUCUUAGGGACAUGGCCAGCUUUACUAACUUUACUUGAAAGAAGAGGGAGAUUUCCUCAACACACUUACCUUGAUUAUACUUUCACCAAUCUGCUGGCUGCUGUUAUAAUUGCUUUUACCUUUGGUGAGAUUGGGACAGGCACAUUGGAAAAGCCGAAUUUCCUUCCACAACUCUCCCAGGAGAAUUGGCCCAGUGUAGUGUUUGCAAUGGUUGGAGGGGUGGUCCUCAGCAUUGGAAACCUUACAACUCAAUAUGCUUGGGCUUUUGUUGGUUUAUCAGUUACGGAGGUCGUCUCCUCAAGCAUUACUGUUGUUAUAGGAACAACCUUGAAUUACUACCUUGAUGACAAAAUUAACAAAGCGGAGAUUCUUUUUCCUGGGGUUGGAUGCUUCUUGAUUGCUGUUUGUUUAGGCUCUGCUGUUCAUGCAUCCAAUGCAGCUGAUAACAAAGCAAAGCUCGAUAGUUAUUCAAAUGACUCUAAAGAUGGGAUUCGGGCUAACAGUAUUAUGGAGUCCAAACAAACAAUUACACAGAGAGUUAGUGCAAUAGAUGUGGAAAAGGGAGUUUCUUCCACAGAGAAGGCAAAAUUUGGGACUGCACUUUUCCUUAUUGAUCUUGAGAAGAGAAGAGCGAUCAAGAUAUUUGGGAAGAGCACUUUCAUUGGUUUGUCGCUGACAUUCUUUGCUGGAGUUUGCUUUUCUCUCUUCUCACCAGCAUUCAACCUUGCCACAAAUGAUCAGUGGCAUACUCUAAAAGCUGGAGUUCCACACUUAAGUGUCUAUACAGCAUUCUUCUACUUCUCAAUCUCUUGCUUUGUCAUUGCCAUGAUUCUAAACCUCAUCUUCUUAUACCGCCCUGUUCUAAAUGCACCCAAGUCGUCUCUUAAGGCUUAUCUUAAUGACUGGAAUGGUAGAGGUUGGGCUCUUUUGGCAGGACUUUUGUGUGGUUUUGGAAAUGGUCUCCAAUUCAUGGGAGGUCAAGCAGCUGGAUACGCAGCUGCAGAUGCUGUCCAGGCGCUUCCCCUCGUGAGCACCUUUUGGGGGGUAAUAUUGUUUGGAGAGUAUCGAAGAUCAUCCAGAAAAACAUAUACGCUCCUAAUAGGCAUGCUAUUUAUGUUUGUAGUAGCUGUUGGAAUACUUAUGGCAUCGUCAGGGCAUCGCAAAUAGUGCAUCAAACAGUUAGAACCACAUAAAUCAUAAUGCUCUUGUAUAUUAUCAUAAUCAGAAUAUUGUUGUUAUGUAUAUACAUUGCUGUUUCUUUUUGAAUAGAAGCACAGUUUAUUUAAAAUCUGCUGAAAAACUCACUGUACAUAGGUAUGAUACAUAGCACCUAUUGCAAUCAGAUCCUUCUACAUUAUUGCAUUUUG
Messenger RNA from Nicotiana attenuata, 1665 nucleotides. Its product is annotated as ureide permease 1-like. Lineage: Eukaryota; Viridiplantae; Streptophyta; Magnoliopsida; Solanales; Solanaceae. Gene Ontology annotation, molecular function: uracil:monoatomic cation symporter activity; allantoin:proton symporter activity. Gene Ontology annotation, cellular component: membrane. Gene Ontology annotation, biological process: nitrogen compound transport. The record is from RefSeq and is a predicted model, not a curated record. The transcript is spliced from 8 exons. Bases 242 to 1465 code for a protein of 407 amino acids.